Messenger RNA from Durotheca rogersii, 1440 nucleotides. Its product is annotated as DUF572-domain-containing protein. The record is from RefSeq and is a predicted model, not a curated record. Gene Ontology annotation, biological process: mRNA splicing, via spliceosome. The transcript is spliced from 6 exons. Gene Ontology annotation, cellular component: U2-type catalytic step 1 spliceosome. Bases 1 to 966 code for a protein of 321 amino acids. NCBI's taxonomy places the organism in Eukaryota, Fungi, Ascomycota, Sordariomycetes, Xylariales, Xylariaceae.
AUGUCUGAGCGCAAAGUUCUCACCAAAUACUACCCUCCGGAUUUCGAUCCGAGUCAGAUCAAGCGUGCCCGUGGCCCCAAAACCGCGGGACCCAAAGUUCAGACUGUCCGUCUGGCAGCACCAUUGGUCGGCAGUAAGCACCAACACCUCCCCGUCGUUAUCUCGGCUUUAUUUUUAUAUCCCCAAGCGCUGACCGACUCCCUCCAUGCAGAGUACAUAUACAAGGGCAGAAAGUUCAACGCACGGAAGGAAACUCCACCCGAUGAGAAGUACCUAGGCAUCCAAAUCUUCAGAUUCUACAUCCGAUGCACAAGAUGCAGCGCGCAGAUCACGUUCAAGACGGAUCCUAAGAACCAAGACUACGCCUGCGAGAGCGGGGCGAAGCGGAGCACGGAGCCGUGGCGCGUGGGACGCGAGGAGACGGACGAGGAGCGGCUAGACCGGCUCGAGAAGGAGGAGGAAGAGCGCAACGCCAUGGUGGAGCUCGAGGCCAAGACGGUCGACGCGAAGCGCGAGAUGGCGGUGGCCGACGCGCUCGACGAGAUCCGGACGCGCAACGCCAGGAUGGAGCGCGCGAACCAAGAAGGCGAGGAGGCGGGCGUCGCGAUGACGGUCGACUCCGAGGCCGAGCGGCUCGAGCGGGAGGACGCGGAGAUGGCGAGGAGGGCGUUCGCGUUCGCGAAGCUGGCUAACGACGAGAUGGAGAUACUCGAGUACGGCGACGGCGAUGGCGACGGCUACUCUUCGGCCACGUCCGCUGGUCCGUCCUCUUCAGCAUCCUCGUCACACGUUACCCCGGAACCUAGCACCGGCAGCAACACUGUCGGCGCCCCCGAGCCGAAGCGGGCGGUAGCGCCAGCGCCCACAUCGGCCGACAUGCCGCCGCCGUCGUUCAGACGGGUAGUGAAAAAGAAGAAAGACCACUCGGCGCUGCUCGGCAUCAAGAAGAAGCCAGCGCUCACGUAAGACGCUGCCGCGGGGAGAAAAACCGGAAGAGGAUUCGCAUGCCGAGCUGGGCAAUUUAUCGCGUACGGGGCAGCAUCAGGGCGGGCGUUCGCGGGGGGGAAUGCGGCGGAGGAGUAUAUUCAUAGACAGGUCGAUACCCGCAGCAGAAGGGCGAGCGCGGCAGUAGAUAGAGAAUCCAACAGUCGGAAAGCACAUCCCGCGAUUCCAACCCCCCGCCGCAGCACUCUCCGGGCCGGUCGAGAGCCGCGCGCACGUGGCCGGGCCGCACCCCUACCAUCACGUAGCCGUUACGUAUCUAGCGCGACGCGCCCAACCAGCCUCGGCAACCCGGUCUUUGCUCCUCGGUCCACCCAGCCGCGAGAGAGAGAGAGAAGAAGUUAGUCAAAGUGAGGGCGCAUCUCGCGCCGCAGUCCCAGCCGCCAUGACGCGUGCCUAGCCGUCAUCGAACAUUCUAGCCUCCUCCCCCCUUCCCCC